GCCAAUUGUACACAUUUAUUUGCUCGAAAUUGCGCGGAAUAGAUCCAUAAAAUAAAAAUAUCUAUAUGCCAAUGCAUAGUUUAUGCAUGUGAAGUCUCAGUUCCAAGUUUUAGUCAAUUGAGAAUUCAUCAAGAUGUCACAGCAUCGCAGGCAAUUCCGAGGUGGUGUCGAAGGCUCUGCUAUCGCUGCCGCCGCCGCCGUUUGCUCUAACGAUGACGAAACUGGGGCUAAGAUUAUAUCCAAAAAGAUUAUGAACCUGCUGCGCGAAUUAUGCGAACAUAUCAAGGGCAGCGGCCAAGACGAGCUGCGGAGAAGUAAGGACAUUUUGAAGUUGCAUCAUAAAUUCGCAUCCCCCAAUUUAUACACUCCGUCUCCUCUGGUUCCCUCCACAGUUCAGUACGUGGCACAUGCUGCACAGUAUAUAUCGAAGAGCCCAAAUGCCUUUGAAAACCUUCCGGUACUCUCCGAGCAGGAGUGUUUGCAAAAAAUAAUGGAUACUCUCAAUUCCAAAGCACAUACACAGGAUGCGCAGAAACCAGGAGAUUUGUUUUAUAAGGUCUACAAGAGAUUAUCCGAUGAGCAAAUCGAUACGAGAAAGCGCCAAAAUUUGCUUAACUUCUUGCUAUGUAUAGCGGAUGGUGACUCAGCGCCCGUGCUAUCAUCGAGCAGAGCUCCUGCUGGUACGUGCUCAGUACGUGGUGCGGUUACGGAAGAACGUCCCUCCACCGAGUCACUGCAAAAGGAAUUUAACACACGAUAUCAUUCAUUGAGCAGCUGCAAUGUGCCCGGCAUAUUGGUUCAAACACAAUUGGCUAAGCUGGCACUUAAAUCGAAUGGCCUGAACAACAACCUGAUUCUAAACGCCAAUAGCAAUACGAGCAUUAACACCAAUAAUAGCCAACUUAGCACAUUCACGACGAAUGGCAAUAUGCCGCCGGAGAUAAAUGGAAAAGGCCCUGGUGGUCAAAUCUAUAGCUACGAUGCGUCUCAGGCUGGCAUGGGAUUGAGCAAACAAGGUGUGCCCAAUUACAUGGAGGUUCUGAAGAAGCAAAAAGACUUUGAGGCUGAGCACGAUUUGGCACAAAACGCGGUGUUCGCCUUCAUUGGCAUACAGGGACGAUAUUUAAAGAAAGAUGUCAUCUCAGGACGUUUCAAGUUGAACCCAUUACACCAAAAGGCGUUGACAGCUUCCCAGUCUAGCAUGUUGUUGCGUCUCGCAGAACUGGGCUAUUAUUAUGAUCGGGUGGUCCAAUUCGCCAACACAGCCACCGGUUACAAUGCCAUGGGCUGUAUGGGCCAGUCUCUCAUCUCAAAACUGAACGAUGAACUGACCUUAUUUCAUGGCAAAGUUGCACGCCUCCAGGACGAAAUGAAUCAGUUUCGUGCUGUGCAGAUGCGCGACUAUAUCAGCCGCGACAAAACCUGGCUAAACCGAAGGCGUGACGAUAUAACGCUGGUCCGAUUGAUGGGCUGGUACGGAGUACAUCUGAAGCGGAUGCAAUGGCUAAGCAAGAUUGCUGACGCUUGUCAGAUGCGAAAAGGUGGCGAGCUGGCGUCGGUGGUGUAUGAUUUCUUGGGACAUGGUGGAGAUGAGGUCGAUGUGGUGGCCGUAGAGGUACUGGCCGCCAUUUGUAAACCACUGGUACGAAUGAUCUCCAAUUGGAUGCUCGAGGGCAAUAUUGACGAUACUUAUGGCGAGUUUUUUGUCGAGUCAUUACCCGAGGUUGGCGCCGAUCGUUUGUGGCAUGACAAAUUCCGGCUGCGCCACAACAUGCUGCCCAAAUUUUUCUCACUCGACAUAGCCGACAAGAUACUAAAGACGGGCAAAAGUAUUAACUUUUUGCGCGAGAUAUGUGAGAUGCAGGAGUUGGUCAAGGGGCGUGAAAAGCUGAAGGAAAUUAUGGAAAACAAUGCUGCUGACAUUUUUUCAUACGCUCAAGACACCAGAUGGCAUGCAGCCAUGGAGACCUGCUAUCAGCAAACCUCCAAGCAUGUUCUAGACAUGAUGGUGGGACCACACAAACUGCUUGAUCAUCUGCACGGCAUGCGACGCUAUUUGCUUCUUGGCCAAGGCGAUUUUGUUGGCAUACUAAUCGAGAACAUGAAAGAGGAGCUGGAGAAAAAGGGCAGCGAAAUUUACUCACACGAUCUAUCCGCUAUGUUGGACGCCGCUUUGCGUUGCACCAACGCCCAAUACGAUGAUCCCGAGGUACUAAAUCAUCUGGAUAUUGUGGUCAAAACACCGUACCCCGGUGAUUGUGGCUGGGACGUCAUCUCAUUGCAAUACACGGUCCAGGGUCCAUUGGCCACCAUGCUGGAGCCCACAAUGUCCACAUACAAGAUCCUCUUCAAACCGCUCUGGCGCAUGAAGCACAUGGAGUUCUUACUCUCCAUGAAGAUAUGGAAGGAGCAAAUGGGCAAUGCCAAGGCGCUGCGCAGCAUGAAAGGUGAAAUCGCCAAAGCCUCUUAUGGACUGCACUUGUUUACAUCGGAAAUAAUGCACUUUGUCCAUCAGAUGCAAUACUACGUACUCUUUGAGGUCAUCGAGUGUAAUUGGGUGGACCUGCAGAAGCAAAUGCAGAAAGCCACCGCACUGGAUGACAUACUUGACGCACACGAGAAAUUUUUGCGCACCAUCACUGUCGGUUGCUUCAUAAAGACAAUGACAGAUAUGGAGCGUAAUCUGGAGAUGGUCUAUGGCAACAUCAUUAGCCUCGAAAAUUGGCAGUCCCAUUUCUAUGAGGAGUGCUUCAAAGAAUUACACGCCCGGGAAGUGCAUGCGAAACGUAUUGCCGAUUCGGAGCGCGCCGGACGGUUCGGUGUAACGGCGGAACAGCAAAUGGAUCGAGACCAGGGAUACAAAAACUUCCAGCAGAAAGUAAACUCGGCCUGUCGCAAUCUGGAGACUAUCGCCUCCUCGUACGAGAAGGCAGUCCGGGGCUUUCUGCUGGCCCUCAAUUCCAGCAACGAUCCAAACUUGCAGUUGUUCGGCACUCGUCUGGACUUCAAUGAGUAUUACAAGAAGCGGGACACCAGCCUCAGCGUGCCUCUGACCUUCGAGCACAUGCGCAUGAGCGUCGCCUCUACCACGCGGGGGUACAAGACACUGCCACCGAAAUCGGCCCAAGCUCAAUCCGAAACCCAAUCCCAAUCGAACAAACAUCUCAUCGUCGACUAACAGUUGCUGCAGCAAACCAAAUUUCAGGCUCUAAUAAAUAACAACCACAAUUGCAGCGAUGGUAUUAUGAAACAAAGGCUGGAUUUGCAACAUUACCAGCAAUUGGAACUCAUAACUUCGGCUUGUUGUCAGAUUUUGUAGUUUGAGUCGCGAAGUCGCUGUUGUUGUUAAGGCUUCCAGCAUAAGAAAAGCAGAGAAAAGAUUGUAAGCAUGCACUUAAAUAACCAACAAGCUACAUUGUUAAGUUUUUUCACAUGUGUAAGAUAUUAAAUCAAGAGUAUUUACAAACGAGCAAACAAACGCAAAGAAUUGCAGUGAAGUAUAUUACAAAUGUUGCACAAAAUAUUGAAUUAAAAAAUGAGAGCACGAAUUAAUCUAUCACGUCACGUCCUUCUAAGCUUUAGUUCUUCAACGGCCCCAGUCAAAUGUGCCACGUCUAACAAAAAACAAAAAAAAAGUAUUGCACAAAUGCAUUUCUCAACUUAAUAUUAUGUUCCAUGUCCAUUAUCCACUAACUGUUUUUUUUUUUAAAUACUCUUAACGCAAAGUAGAAUCUAUUUAAAUUUAAAACGCAAUAUUGCACGCACAAAAAAAGAGAGGAAUUAAAUGGAAUUAAAACGCCAUGACAUGUGAACUUAUAUUUAAAAAAUAAUAUUUUAUUAUAAAAAUAAGUGAGGAGCGAGUAGAAAGGAAAACGGAAUAUAUAUAGAAUGCUCGAUUUUAAAAAGAAAAGCCAAAAGGAACAAUUUUAAUGUUGUUAAUGUUUGAGAAGCACACAUGCGUUUUACAAAUGGAAAAAACUCAGUUAC
This is a messenger RNA of Scaptodrosophila lebanonensis, 3987 nucleotides long. RefSeq names its product gamma-tubulin complex component 3 (gene Grip91). Lineage: Eukaryota; Metazoa; Arthropoda; Insecta; Diptera; Drosophilidae. The record is from RefSeq and is a predicted model, not a curated record. The coding region runs from base 134 to 3178 and encodes 1014 amino acids. Gene Ontology annotation, cellular component: equatorial microtubule organizing center; spindle pole; gamma-tubulin small complex. Gene Ontology annotation, molecular function: microtubule minus-end binding; gamma-tubulin binding. The transcript has 6 exons. Gene Ontology annotation, biological process: spindle assembly; meiotic cell cycle; cytoplasmic microtubule organization.